Molecule: messenger RNA, 2096 nt
Organism: Haliaeetus leucocephalus (bald eagle)
Lineage: Eukaryota; Metazoa; Chordata; Aves; Accipitriformes; Accipitridae
Gene: KCNA2
Product: potassium voltage-gated channel, shaker-related subfamily, member 2
Exons: 1
Coding region: 47-1546 (499 amino acids)
Biological process (GO): protein homooligomerization; potassium ion transmembrane transport
Cellular component (GO): axon terminus; juxtaparanode region of axon; dendrite
Molecular function (GO): delayed rectifier potassium channel activity; protein binding
Source: RefSeq, a predicted model, not a curated record
GGGCACUGGGAAGAGUUUAGCAUAAGGAUUUCUUUUAAAGCCCAAUAUGACAGUUGCUACUGGAGAUCCUGCAGAUGAAGCUGCAGCUCUUCCCGGUCACCCGCAGGACACGUAUAACCCUGAGACCGACCAUGAAUGCUGCGAGAGGGUAGUCAUUAAUAUUUCGGGUCUGCGCUUUGAGACACAGCUCAAGACACUAGCCCAGUUUCCAGAGACCUUACUAGGGGAUCCUAAAAAGAGAAUGAGAUAUUUUGACCCACUCCGGAAUGAGUAUUUCUUUGACCGGAACAGACCAAGCUUUGAUGCGAUUUUGUACUAUUACCAGUCUGGUGGGAGGUUGCGGAGGCCGGUUAAUGUGCCCUUAGAUAUCUUCUCGGAAGAGAUUCGUUUCUAUGAACUGGGGGAAGAAGCGAUGGAGAUGUUUCGGGAGGAUGAAGGCUACAUCAAAGAAGAGGAAAGACCCUUGCCUGAGAACGAGUUUCAGAGACAAGUGUGGUUGCUCUUUGAGUACCCUGAGAGCUCAGGCCCUGCCAGGAUUAUAGCUAUUGUCUCCGUCAUGGUGAUUUUAAUCUCCAUCGUCAGCUUUUGCCUGGAAACUUUGCCCAUUUUUCGGGAUGAGAAUGAAGACAUGCAUGGCAGCGGGCUGAGCCAUCCCCCCUACUCCAACAGCAGCAUGGGGUACCAGCAGUCCACCUCUUUCACAGACCCCUUCUUCAUCGUGGAGACACUUUGCAUCAUCUGGUUCUCCUUCGAGUUCUUGGUGAGGUUUUUCGCCUGCCCCAGCAAGGCUGGUUUUUUUACCAACAUCAUGAACAUUAUAGACAUCGUAGCCAUCAUUCCCUAUUUCAUCACCUUAGGGACGGAGCUGGCCGAGAAGCCGGAGGAUGGUCAGCAAGGCCAGCAAGCCAUGUCCUUGGCCAUCCUUCGAGUCAUCCGCUUGGUGCGGGUCUUCAGGAUCUUCAAACUCUCCCGACACUCCAAGGGGCUGCAGAUCCUGGGGCAGACUCUCAAGGCCAGCAUGCGGGAGCUGGGCCUCUUGAUAUUUUUCCUCUUCAUCGGCGUCAUCCUCUUCUCCAGCGCCGUCUACUUUGCUGAGGCUGACGAGAGUGAGUCCCAGUUCCCGAGCAUCCCCGAUGCCUUCUGGUGGGCCGUGGUUUCCAUGACGACUGUUGGCUACGGAGACAUGGUCCCCACAACCAUCGGGGGGAAAAUAGUGGGUUCCUUAUGUGCCAUCGCUGGCGUGUUAACGAUUGCCUUACCGGUGCCCGUCAUAGUGUCUAACUUCAAUUACUUCUACCACCGGGAGACGGAGGGGGAGGAGCAGGCUCAAUAUUUGCAAGUAACCAGCUGCCCAAAGAUCCCCUCUUCCCCUGACCUAAAGAAAAGCAGAAGUGCCUCUACGAUUAGUAAGUCUGAUUAUAUGGAGAUUCAGGAAGGCGUAAACAAUAGCAAUGAGGAUUUUAGGGAGGAGAACUUGAAGACAGCCAAUUGCACCCUAGCUAACACAAACUAUGUGAAUAUCACCAAAAUGCUAACUGAUGUCUAGUCGCUAAAAUCUAGUAACGUAUUUAAAGCUGAAGUGGAACAAUUGCAGAUAUUGAGUGCUGCUCUGCAUUGUAGUUAAUACAGUAUUUUCUACGGUGUAUAUUUGGUUCUGCAUGGGAAGCAAUAGCUGUGUAAGUGACUUUUAACCUUUGAUUUCCACACCGAAUAAGCGUUCGUGCAAAAAAAAAACCCAACAAACCAUUUUGUUUCCCUUCUCCCAUCCCAGGCUUGUGGGUUUCCAAAGAUACGGAACGGUUGGGCAUUUCGAGCAAUGGGAUGGGGAUGCGGGGGGGCAGCUCCGGGCCAUCCCAGGGUACCACGAACGCCUGUCCCUGUCCCGUGGAGCUGGGUGACAGCCAGCUUCCAGGCGUGGGGAACGGCUGGGAAAGGUCAGGCAGAGCUUAAUGAAGGGAAGAUGCAGUCGUGUGUCCGAAUUGCUUGAAGGCUCGGGUUUCCGCCCUGGGAAUGCCAAGUGCGAACGCAUUGCCCAGGCUCAUGUUUCAUAACUGAAAAUGCUGCAUGCUGCAAUAGUUUCAGCCACUGCAGUAUGC